AUGUUCGUGUAUGUCUUCAAGUACUUCUUCGGGAUUCCGGAGCGUGUCGUGUCGGUCUACCGCGCCGACGACUCGGGCCCUUUCCCUAAGCCAUACCUAGGCAGCAACGUGCCGGCUGAAGACCGUAUCGAUUAUAUCACGCACCAUGGCUUCCUUCGCGCCCUAGGUGGCCCCGGCCUGCUGCCCAGCACUAGGCGGUAUAUGAAUGCGUUCGCAGCUAGGAUGCAAGAGAAAAGUUUCUCUGAGGAGUGGACGGAAAUGCCAGACUUCUCCAACUUUUUCCGGGACGUAGUCGGCUCGUCUCUCGUCGAGUGCUUGUACGGGCCGACGAUGCUCCGUCUCAACCCCGAAUUUAUGCAAGACCUUUGGGGAUUUGAUGGUAGCGUUCCAUGGUUGGCCAGGGGACUUCCGUCUUUUAUUAAGCCGUCUGCGUACAAGCCCCGUCAGAGCUGCGUCGGCCAGCUGAAGCGCUGGUACGAGUACGCCAGGGAGCACUUUGACGAGUCGAGCAUCAGUCCUGAUGGAGAUGGGGAUCCUUACUGGGGCUCGAACCUCAUGAGGUACCGGCAAGAGAAACUUUUGGCGGUAAAGAACCACGAUGACGAUUCGCUUGCGAGAAUGGACCUGGGGCUAGCGUGGGGUGCUGUUGGCAACACUAUCCCCUGCGCUAUGUUCUCCGCAUUCCACAUUUUCAAGGAUAGAGACCUCCUUCGGCGCGUCCGUGACGACGUCGAGGGCUCCUUUGGCGGCCAACAUUUACUAGACAUAGACCCCAACAAGCUUAUCAAAGAGCCUCUGCUCUCUUCCGUCUACGCCGAGGUCCUCCGCCUCCACGUCAAGACGUACUUCAUGGUAAGCUCACCGCACACGGACGUUCAUUUGGGUAGGUGGGUUCUCCCCAAGGGCCGGAUCGGUCUCAUGAACGCCGGAAUAUCACACAUGGAUAACUCGUUCUGGAAUGAAUUUGGCGGCGAGCACCCUGUGACUUCGUUUUGGUCCGACCGGUUCAUCAUCGAUCCCGCGGACUCCCAGAGCGGGCCUGUGGCACCGCAUGUGCGUGAGUCCCCGGAUUGGGUGGAACCCAGGCCGGACGGCGGCAAGGAACGAAUGGACAAUAAGCCGUUCUUCUCGAUGGACGGAACCGAGGGAUCUUGGUUUCCUUAUGGAGGCGGCCACUCUAUUUGCCCCGGUCGCUUCCUGGCCAAGAGCGUGAUACUGUUCACCUGUGCUCUAUUAGCUAGGGACUAUGACAUUGAGAUGCUUUCUGAUAACGUUGAGGUGACCACGUGGAGAUUCGGGCUCGGCGUCGGGGGACUGAAGCAUUCUCUCCCGUUUCGAAUUCGCAAGCGGAGCACGUGA
Messenger RNA from Durotheca rogersii, 1359 nucleotides. RefSeq names its product Pfs, NACHT and ankyrin domain protein. The record is from RefSeq and is a predicted model, not a curated record. The coding region runs from base 1 to 1359 and encodes 452 amino acids. Gene Ontology annotation, molecular function: heme binding; steroid hydroxylase activity; iron ion binding. Lineage: Eukaryota; Fungi; Ascomycota; Sordariomycetes; Xylariales; Xylariaceae. The transcript is spliced from 3 exons.